AUGAUGGUCAUGGACCCCUACGGUGCCACCAUCAGCGCCACCCCCGAAGCGGCGACGCCGUUCCCUCACCGCAAGGGCGUCCUCUUCAACAUCCAGUACGUUAGCUACUGGUUCGCCGAAGCAGGCGGCGCGGCGGCGCUGCAGUGGAGCAAGGACAUGUACAAGUUCAUGGAGCCUUACGUGAGCAAGAACCCCAGGCAGGCAUACGCCAACUACAGGGACAUCGACCUCGGCAGGAACGAGGUGGUGAACGACAUCUCAACCUACAGCAGUGGCAAGAUCUGGGGUGAGAAAUACUUCAAGGGUAACUUUCAAAGGCUCGCCAUUACCAAGGGCAAGGUGGAUCCCCAGGACUACUUCAGGAACGAGCAGAGCAUCCCGCCGCUGGUGGGGAAGUACUGA
Molecule: messenger RNA, 402 nt
Organism: Triticum turgidum subsp. durum (durum wheat)
Lineage: Eukaryota; Viridiplantae; Streptophyta; Magnoliopsida; Poales; Poaceae
Source: the annotation of a GenBank genome assembly